CACUUAUUUUUACAAUUAUUCAUUUGUGUGUGUGUAGUUAUCUCGUGAGGUGUGUUUGCAGGUCACUCUCUUCCAGUCACACGUACAUACCCAGGAGGCUUAUUCUCACAGUCUUCAGAGUUGGAGCCUUGGGAAGUUCAUUCAUCCUUUCAACUGUCGUCCACUGAGCAUGUAUGCAGGAGGAUGGCGGCCUUUGCACACCUGUUGAAGCGACUCGGAUGGGCCGCUCGAGCUCAGGAGGUGACGGAGCAAGAGGUGGAGGAGGAGUGCAGCGUCCCGGGCGCUCCUUCGAGACUCCUGGUAGCGCCCCGGUGCUGGCAGAGGUUACACGGGGGUGCGGCGGCCGCAUCUGGCCUGCGCUUCGGAGCAAGCGCCGUGCAGGGCUGGCGCGCGCGCAUGGAGGACGCGCACUGUGCUCAGCUGGCUUUGCCUGGGCUGCCAUCAGGAUGGGCUUUUUUCGCGGUCCUGGAUGGCCAUGGAGGAGCGCGGGCCGCGCGCUUCGGAGCGCGCCACCUCCCGGGUCACGUGCUGGGGGAACUGGGUCCCGCGCCCCGAGAGCCCGAUGGGGUGCGCCAGGCUCUGCGUAGCGCCUUCCUCCACGCAGACGCUCAGCUGAGCACGCUCUGGCCUCGCUGCGACCCCGGUGGCUCGACGGCUGUGGCUCUGCUCGUGUCCCCGCGAUUCCUCUACCUGGCGCACUGCGGGGACUCGCGCGCGCUGCUGAGCCGCUCAGGCUCGGUGGCCUUCUGCACCGAGGACCACCGUCCCCACCGGCCUCGGGAACGCGAGCGCAUCCACGACGCCGGUGGCACCGUCCGUCGCCGGCGCGUAGAGGGCUCCCUGGCCGUGUCGCGAGCCCUAGGUGACUUCGCCUACAAGCAGGCACCGGGGAGGCCUCCUGAGCUGCAGCUCGUGUCCGCUGAGCCCGAGGUGGCUGCGCUGGCACGCCAGAACGAGGAUGAGUUCGUGCUCUUGGCUUCCGAUGGCGUUUGGGACGCUCUGUCUGGUGCGGACCUGGCGGGGCUGGUGACGUCGCGCCUGCGUCUGGGCCUGGACCCGGAACUACUCUGUGCGCAACUGUUGGACACCUGUCUGUGCAAGGGAAGUCUGGAUAACAUGACCUGCAUGGUGGUCUGCUUCCCUGGGGCCCCCAGGCCUUGUGAGGAGGCAAUCAGCAAGGAGAUGGCUUUAGACGCAGUCCUGAGCCACAAAGUCGCUGAGCUCUAUGCCUCUGCUCAGGAACCUCCAUGCCUAAACACGGUUUUCAGGACCCUGGCCUCAGAGGACAUCCCGGGCUUGCCUCCUGGAGGAGGGCUACACAGCAAGGCCACUGUCAUAGCUGAAGCUUACUCUAAACUGCAUCAGACCCCCGGGGAAUGUCAGGAGAAGAGGUGAGAUGGGUGGAAACCAUAGGCAACCACUCAAACCUUGAACUCAGAGGCCUGAGAGCGGCGGUCCUCGGGGGCAUCUUCGCAUCUCAGGGGAAGUCUGUGCUUCCCUAUCAGGAAAGUCAGAGGAAGGAACCAGCCGUGGGGGAACCCAGACCCUUCAUUUCCUCUUCUACUUCCCCCUCACCAGUCUCAUGAUGGGGAAUUCCACCAUCUCCCAACAGCAGAAAACCCAACCAAACCUGCUUCUUUUUCUCCCCCUUAAUAUUUAAAGCCAAGCAGAUCUUGAGUGAUCAGCAUGUAACCUGCCUUUCCUUUUAACCUGUGCUACAAGGAGGUAGUGAUAGACGUGAUGAUGGAAUUUUAUUUAAUAGAAGUAAUUCCAAAUGCA
Messenger RNA from Rattus rattus (black rat), 1779 nucleotides. RefSeq names its product protein phosphatase, Mg2+/Mn2+ dependent 1N (putative) (gene Ppm1n). Lineage: Eukaryota; Metazoa; Chordata; Mammalia; Rodentia; Muridae. The coding region runs from base 184 to 1395 and encodes 403 amino acids. Gene Ontology annotation, biological process: protein dephosphorylation. The transcript has 6 exons. The record is from RefSeq and is a predicted model, not a curated record. Gene Ontology annotation, molecular function: magnesium ion binding; protein serine/threonine phosphatase activity; manganese ion binding.